AUGGAUAUAGUCGACUCUUCUCUGCGAUCAUUGAGAAAAGCGGCGGACAAAGGCCCUGCAAAGGAGAGGAAGAAGCACACUGAGACCAUAGACCAAGUUGCCUCUCAUCUCGUUCUUCUGAAAUCUUCCACGAUAUCACUGGAAGCUUCACGCAAAGUUGCCAGCUGUUUACGCGAUCCGCUUCUCCCUCUAUACGCAACAUAUCCUCUUCCAGCGCUACAAUUUACAGCAGCAUUGUUUCGCAAGAUAUACCAUGAAAAGGUGUUGACAUCUUUGGGGAUGCAGCUUGAAGAGCAGAAGGCUAUAUGGGAAAGCGUAUUGAAUUCACUUCUGUCCGGUGUUCUGGACUUUCUUGACAACAGCGAUAACGAAACUGCGAAGAGCUCCAUCGGAGCCGCUCUGUAUCCGACCCUAUGCGAGAUUUGUUUCUCUCUAUCUGCUCCCAUGAUGAGUGUUGACCUUAGAUUCACGGCCUACACUCUUCUCUCGGACUCGGUUGCUGCGCAUACAGCCAACCAGCAAAAGCUCAGAGAUAAGGAAAUUCUUGGCGGAGAGCGACUAGGGUCCAUGAUCUGGCGUACAAGAGAUUAUCUUGUUAUGGAAAGCCUCCUGAACCUCUUCGCCCGUCUUCUUCCGUCAACCAAGAGCUCGAACUCCGGACGCGCUAAGCGAGCAGCAUUCAUACACUCCGUAUUCCUAUCCUCGCCGCCCCCCGAGGUAGGGAACGUCGGCAAGGAGUUGGUGGAAAUCCUAGAGCGCGUGUCAUCUCAGGAUUGGGAGGAUACCGCUAUCCGCCUCGUGGAAGCGCUUGCAAAUGCGAAUAUCACAUUUUCUCAACCAUUCGGUGUCAAGGAAGUAGUUGCUUGUCAACAGCGCAAGCCUACUGAUCGCCUUUAUGUGGACAGUAAAGCAUUCGUGGCAAACGUACUUGUUGGAGACGACCAGUACGAGUCGUUAGACGUUUUGUACUCGACGAUACGCAAGAUUGAUAUCGGCCGCGAGCGACCGGGCGAAGACGAAGGUACCCAAGUGGUCAUUCACACCAAUUCUGCCCCGACGCUCGGAAAAGAAUCGAUCAUACCGUCAGUCGAUACGGGCAAAAGCCAGUCUUUGACCGUGCAUUUCGGAAUUUUACAGAAAGAUAUGGAGCGAUUUGUGAAAGCCCUAGGCAAUCGUGGCCUGAACAAGCACAUGAAGGAGAACGCGACUCCCAAAUUGUCUCUCGCUAAGUCGGCCACUCUCCUUGAAUUUGACGCUCAAGGAAGGCCAGCACAGGAGCUCAGCCAGGAACAGCGCAUCGAAGCCGUGGCUGAAUUUUACGGGACACAGCACAGCAGUGACGAUGUCUCAUCCGUGCAUGAUGUAGAGCUUAUGACGGAGAUUACGAAAACUUCCCCUCGGAGAUCUCCAAGACGUGCUCCCCUGGUCGCUGAGCCCAAGUUAAUAGUCAAAUCAAAUUCAAAGCGUUCACAUCCUCCAUCCACAACCAUGCCUGCGUUAUCCUUGCGUGCAACUGCGCUAUCGGUUCCCACAUCGGUAACGGCUUCUGCUGCUUCAAGGAAUGCUCCCAUGACUCCGCGUAAUGAUUCUGCUCGGAGGAUCACUGCUCCUCCUGCUCUGUCUCGUACCGGGACCCAGAAAAUGCGUGACACCAUAUUUGGUACCAGCGACGAAGAGCUUUCUGAGAUUUCGGAUGUUGACUCGAUUCCUCUGCCUCUUUCGUCCCGACAGCUUCCGACGAAGUACAAGCCUGUCGUGUCGCGCGUGAACAGCAAACCCAAGACUCCGAAGUUGGCUGUUGAGCGUGCGGCUGGCCAAACUGCUCUGAAGUCUGGUGCCCUUGUGAUAACGAUCCAACAAAACAAUAGUGACGCUGUGCUCCCUGUAACGCCACCACGACCCAUAAGGGAAGACCUCGUUAUAGCUGUCACAAGGAAGCACGUUCAUCCCUCGGGACCGGUCGCUAGAAUCGAAGACGAUGGUGUUGAUAAUACCCUCCGCUCGUCCUCACCAGCUCACGUCGUCAAGAGCGAGCACACAUCUAUUAAAUCCCGCAUGCGCAAGAAAGAUCAAACUCUUCCGCAGGAUCCCAAGGACGCCUUACACGUCAAAGGCUCGAAGCGUAAGCGGGGAGUAACGGACGAAGAGGCAAAACCUCCUGUCGCAAGCACCGAUAACGCCGUUGUCGAUGUUCGUGCCAGCAAACGACUUCGGAAGACCGGUAGCUCUCCAACUUGUACAACGGUCCCUCCAGAACGGACCGAGUCCCAGGUACUCCGUCCGCGGACAACGGCCGCCACUAGGGCCACCAAGACGUAUCGCAGCAAGAAGGACAGGAUCUCGUCCCCGGCAACUUCUACCACCGUCCCUGCAGAUAUUGACUACGACUCACUGCCUACUCAUCCGCUUUCUACAUCCAGUCGCAAUGCGUCGUCGCCUCUAUCUGCUCGUCCCGUAGGCAAGAAGAAGCCCCCGCAAGCUCGAGUGCCUGCUGCGACAUCCACGCGAAGGACACGCGCUUCUGCUAUGAAGGACAAGGCGAAUAAGUUACCUCCUGUCUCGACUGUAUCCACUGUGGUGGCGAAACCCAGCCCUGCGUCCAACGCUUUGAACCUUCCGGCUCCCGAAGACAUUUCACUACAAGAUGAACAGAAGGUGAAAUCUGCCGUGGAGAAGACGUCCAAACCAGUGUCACACAAUCAAUCAGCAGUCAACAAGAUUCCUGCUCGGCUACAGCAUCAGAUGAAUAACGUGUCUACGAGCAUACUCAAACAGCCUGCACUCCCACAAGACGUGCACAUACUCGCCACUGACAACGAAGCCAAAUCCAGGAGCUCAAACAAGCAGCCUCAUGGGCGGAAAUCAAAUAAGGCGCCUUGGGAGAACAUCGAACUUGUGGAUCCGGUCGGGGAAAUAAUGGCGGACAACUAUGGUGCAUCUCAGUUGGACGAUAGCAAGUAUGACGAGGCAGAAGUUCAAGUUAAUGUGCAAUGCGUCGAAUUCGACAAUCCGCUAUCUGCCCAAUCCGAUCUGGCUGAAAGUGAGGCAGAGACGGGCACAGAGAUGAUUGAAGACGAGCCAAUGACCGCGGUGGAAACGGCUCCGACCGAGAACGAUCGUAACAAGGAAGAUUUGGGAGCCAGGAUCGUCUCUCCAACUAUGGCGAUACCCGACCCACCUGCGAAGCUCAGAUCACCCACUCCGAUAAUGGAGAAAUCGAACAUAACCAUCGACUUAACACAAGACGAUUCCCCUGUGAAGACCAAGCCUCUAGCUAACACUGAGCAUGCUUCUCCUCCCUCGCCCACCUACCUGCUAGCCCUGAGCCUCAAUGACUCCGCCGACGAAAUUUUACACUCCACGCCCUCUCAUAAAUCUGCCAUCCGAGAUCGCUCAAACCCAACCAAGGUUGCACGGUCUAGUCAUACGGUUACGUUUGCCCCGAUCGUGGAGGAACGGCAGCCGUCUCCUUCGUCGACAACGGAGGAGCUGGAAACUUUAGCCGCCUCGUCCUAUAUCAAGUCGCCCAUUCAGGUCUCGGUAAAGGAGUCACGCACCGUCAAUCGUGCGUCACCCAGUCCUAUCCUCAAGACGAGUAUUUACUCGAAGCGUGAAAUCAGGUACGAAGACGAAGGCGACGGUAUUCAUUUCUCGAAGAGAAAAAGCUCCGAGAACCGUGCGCCAGAUAUUCAAGACAUUGUGAACGUCCUCGACGAGAUACAGGAGGUUCUGGUGCGCAAAAUUACUAGGAGGUUUGAUGGGGUCAGGUACGAGGUGCGCGUUGCUCGCGAUGAGCUGGUCGCGGAAGCCACAUCGGAUCUGGUGAAGAUGCGCGCUGAGAGUGUGGACAAGUUCAACGGACUGAUCGACCUGGAGGCAGAAUAUGCGAAAUUUGGACGGAUCGUGACAAACGGGUUCGAGGAUCUGCUCCGAGUAAAUCAGGAGAUCUGCGAUGGACUUGCACGGGCGACAGAAGAGCAUGAUCGCCAUAGCCUUUCGAAGAAGAUGCCAGCUGCUCUGUGCCCUGCUCUCCCACCAAGCAUCCAGAGGUUCCGGUGA
This is a messenger RNA of Sparassis crispa, 4059 nucleotides long. RefSeq lists its product as hypothetical. The transcript is spliced from 20 exons. The coding region runs from base 1 to 4059 and encodes 1352 amino acids. NCBI's taxonomy places the organism in Eukaryota, Fungi, Basidiomycota, Agaricomycetes, Polyporales, Sparassidaceae. The record is from RefSeq and is a predicted model, not a curated record.